UUGAGCAUGGUGGAAGUCUGCAUACGGAGCAGUCCACACUUCGUCGCGCUGCACCCGUGACUGGCGUGGUCGGGCCAUCGCCAGCGGGAUGGCAGCAUGCAUCGACUGCUCCGUCCGUCAAUCGAUUGACACCGACCUGGCCCGCACCCCCGGGGUGGCAGCAGGGCCCCUGCGCAUGGGCGGUGCACGUUCGCUGAUGCCUGCGUGCACGACACCGAUCGAAUCCGGAGUGAGGGAGGAGGGAACGUGCAGAGCGCCGGUACGUCCACGACCCACUGUGGACAACAUAACACGUGGAGUGUCGAACAUGCGGGCACACAGCGAUGGAGGCGAAGACGACGUUGGAUUCGGUGACGACGCAGACGAAGGGAUGAGGGAAGACGUGGAAGCGGGGGACGACGACGACGACGUUCCAAUUCGGCCUUUGGGAAAGACGGCUGGGAGGGGGAGAGGACGCAGUAGAGGUCGUGUCCGUGGUCGAUCCGUUGGCCGUGGAGGCAGAGGUGGCGUAAGUGACGACACCGGGAAGUCUCCGACGUACUGGUCUGCAGAAGACCAAAUGCUCUUGGUGCGAUGCAAGCGGGUGCAAGAUAUGCACCUCGCCGGCUUGUCUCACAAUUACGGGCGGAUGAAGACGAAAGAGUGGAAGUGGGAGGACAUGUCGAAGCGGAUGGCGAAUGCGGGGAGGCUGAAGGACGCUGACGACUGCAUGAAGAAGUGGGACAAUCUGUUCCAGAACUACAAGAAAAUUCAGAGGUUUCAGAAUGCCAGCGGGCGGCCAGAUUUUUUCAGGCUGACGAACGAAGAGAGGAAGGAGCACAACUUCAAGUUCGGGAUGGACAGGGCGCUGUACAACGAGAUCCACGCAGGCAUGGUGGGGAACCACACGAUUUUCCCUCCCAACGUUGCCGACACCGGCAGUCCGGAUGGGGUGCAGCUGCCCAAGCGAGGAGCGGGUGGCGGGGAGUCUGUUUGUAGUGAGGCGGUCGGUGAAGGCUGCCCUGACGACCGUUCUUCUGCGAGGGAGUCCGAUAGCAACGUAGGCAGCGGGGCGGGAGGCGGGAAGCGAAAGAACGCGCGUCAGCAGGCAUUCGAGUCCAUCUCUGAUGUCAUGGAACGCCAUGGCGCACUGAUGUCGUCGACGAUCGAAUCGUCUAGCAAGCGGCAAUGCAGCAUCUUCACGAGGCAAUGCGACAUAUUGGAGCAGGAAGUUGCCGUAAAAAAAGCUCACUAUGCGGCGUCCGAUGAGACACAGAGGAUGAUGUGCCAAGCACUGUUGGAAAUCGCUGCCGCCAUCCGUGGUCGGUCGGCCAUGUAGGCCAUUGCGUGCUGUGUUGAUCAAAGUUGGUUCUUUAUCGUCGUCAUCGAGUUCUUCUUUUUAAUUUUCGGUUGUGAAUUUCAUAAUGUUGCCAUUGGCGA
This is a messenger RNA of Chara braunii, 1419 nucleotides long. The record is from the annotation of a GenBank genome assembly. Lineage: Eukaryota; Viridiplantae; Streptophyta; Charophyceae; Charales; Characeae.